GUAAAAGUAUCAGUUUUCUUUGCAAAAUGUAGUAACGUAACUUCGUUACUGUACACAACUGGAAUAGAGACUGGAAAUAAGAAACAUUCACAUUAGACCAGGAAAUAUGAAACGGUCACGUUAGACCAGGAAAUAAGAAUCGGUCACGUUAGACCAGGAAAUAAGAAACAGUCACAUUUGUUACCGAAAAGACACAACAAUAGCAUGUGUCAAAUAAAACAAAUAAUGCAGUUAAGUUAUUAUAAGUAUCAUAACCUCAGCGAAACGUUUACAUUUGACCUCAUCUGUUUUCCAGCUUCUCAACCCAAAUUUCAUCCAGGAAGGCAAUAAAAGCAUCUGAAAUACUGAAUAGCAACUGUCAUCCUUCCGUGUGUAACACUGUAAUACCCAUUUUGGCCACAAGAGGCUGACGUGAACCAUUCCAGGCGAAAUAUUCAGACGAUGGCUCCAGAGUUCCUCGUCGCUCUGUCGGACGUGGUGUGUGCGUUCGGGGAGACCGUGGUCCUCUGCUGUAAAGUGUGUGGACGACCCAAACCCUCCGUCACCCUGAAGGGCCCCGACCAGAACCCCGUGACCAGCAACAACCGCUUCACCAUCGACAUCAGGGACACAGGCGACAUCUUGUUGAAGAUCUGCAAUCUGAUGCCUCAGGACACCGGCAUCUACACCUGCGUAGCCGUUAACGACCACGGCUCCGCCUCCUCCUCCGCCUCCAUUAAAGUUCAAGGUAUCCCAGCAUCCCCUGGGAGGCCGGUGGCCCAGGAGGGCAGCAGCACGGCGGUGAUGAUCCACUGGUCGCCUCCGGCUUCAUCCGCUCACUGUGCCGUCAGCAGCUACACUGUGGAGUACCGACAGGAAGACUCUGGGUACGAUGGAACUGGGAUCCAGUGGAAAGAGAACUUUGAUUCCACCUUCUCCGAGAUCUGUGAGAUUGGAAGGGGGCGGUUUUCAGUGGUGAGAAAAUGUCUCAACAAGUCUACAAAGAAAGAGGUUGCGGUGAAGUUUGUGAGUAAGAAGAUGCAGAAGAAGGAGCAGGUGGCUCAUGAGGCGGACGUCCUCCAAAACGUACAGCAUCACCAGCUGGUGGCGCUGUUGGACACCUACGAGUCUCCCACCUCUCUAAUGCUGAUCCUGGAGCAGCUGGAGGAUGGUCGUUUACUCGAUUACCUCGUCGCCCACGAUGAGCUGAUGGAGGAGAAGGUGGCGUUCUUCAUCAGAGAGACACUCGAGGCCCUGCAGCACCUUCAUACCUGCAGAGUGGUUCACCUGGAUCUGAAGCCUGAGAACAUCAUGGUGGACCUCCACUCUCCCACCCCGGGCAUCAAGCUCAUCGACCUCGGCGACGCCGUGCAGCUGUCCGCCCACCGCCGGUACGUCCACCUCCUGCUCGGGAACCCGGAGUUCGCCGCGCCCGAGCUCAUCCGCGGGACGCCGGUCUCCGUCGCCACGGACGUGUGGAGCGUGGGGUGCGCACGGCGGGGAGUACUCCAAGACGCCGCUGGACACGACGCGAUUGGCCACAUUUAUUGACUGACGGAGACAGCUGUAUGACGUGCGGCCCGUCACUAACAUCAAAGGGCUGGUGAGCAGCAGCUUGGGCAACACGCUGUGACGGACAGGAGCUCCGAGUGCCACCCACAACAACACUGCUGUGUAUUAUAAGCAUUUAAUGAUCUUUAGUAUUUAUUAAUGUGUGAGUGGGGAAGGGAUCUACGUCUUCAUAAAGGACCACGAGGCCACUCUGUCGACCACUAAACUUAAAAGCAGAAGAAAUAAUUAAAAUUCAUGAUUGUUUGAUAUUUAGUUGCAGACUAACACAUUCAUUUGAUCUUUUGUUCCCCCGGUAACAACCAUUAGAUGUGAAGCAGGGCCCCAUAAGCAGCCUAGAACCCCCAUGAGAACCCAAAGAACCUCAAAGUUGAGGAAAUUAGCAUUUAGAAAAACACACUGUGAGCGGGCUUAAUGUCAACAUAUUAGUUUAUAUUUGUAAUGUUUAUUUUUUCAGGGACAGAUGUUAUAUUGGAGGCAGGAGACCAUUGUGUUAAAGGGGGGGUAGUUUAAUUCGGCCUGUUGCUCAGGGGCUCUGGGGCAACUGUCCCACGCUCUGCUAACAUGUUGUAGCCAACGCGUCUGAACAUAUUUUUAAAAAAAAGCUUUUCGUGACACUUUGAGCCCACAGGAGUACAAAAAUGGUAAAAUCGCUAAAAGCAAAACCGCCAACGAUGUCUUCGAUCUGAUUUUGUGUCACGAGAAACUCCCACGAAGGAUUUAAAGCUGCAGUGUGCAGGUCAUGGCGCCAUCUAGAGGCGAGGUCGCAGAUUGUAACCAACUGAAAGCGGGCGUGUCGGAGAACUACCGUGGCAUGCUAAAGUUUGGUUUGGCCUUUCUGGGCUUCCGUAGGAAAAAACACAGCGGACUUAGUGGUCUUUUAUGCAGAUAUAUAUAUUUUUAAAAAAAAAGGCUAUUUCUCUGGUAACAAAUGCAUAACAAUUGGUAGUUUCAGGUGAUUAUACACAUGAGUAAACAUACUUAUAUCUAUAUUCUAUUUCUGCAAACGGAUAAACGUAAAUGCAACUAAAUGUUCCUUUUUAAUGUUAACAACAGUGGCUGAUUUUAAACCACCAACACUGGAAAGCUCCUUGGAAAAGACUGGUACGCAACAGCGUCGAACCUCGCUGCGAUAUACCUUAUUUAAAAUGUAUUUAUUAUCAUAUGUUUAUUUAUUUCAGGACUUAUGUUGGGUUUGAAAUGUUCGCCGUUUGCCCCGGAGCGACCCGGCCUACCCGCUGAAGUCGCUAAACAGCUGCUGGACUGUGCAGCGGCGGAGUUUACGCCGUGAAUAGUGUUGUGAGUUUACAUCCAAGUCACCGACGGAUAGAAAGCUGAACUGUUGCCGUCAUGAACCACAACGAACUGCAGUUGAGUGGGAAAGGACACAAAGAAAUCACGGAUUAACCUCGGAAAGCAAGACGAUGGACUACACGGGAACACUACAAUUUGAUUGUUUCACUGUUUACAAAAAACAUCAACUAAAAAAAGGUUAGGUAGUUUACAAAAAUAUGUAGAAUAAUCAGGGAAUAGGGUUAGAAAUCAGGUGAGAAAUCUUGUUUUCUUGAACCCGAACCUGUUGAGAAUUCUCCGUUUUCCGUUUGUACAUUUUGUCUACCAGCCACUGUGUCGAGUAACCGAUCAGAGUGUUCGGGUUCAUUGAUCUUGUAAAAUAGUUAAUGCGGCUGUUGAAUCGGCCUCUGAUUUAGACGGAAGAGUCCGUUUACUUGUCUUGUUUCUACUGAUGAAUGUACAAAAAAAAGAAAAAGAAAUGUAGAAUGUGUUCUGCCGUCACAAGUGCUGUCCUCUGCUUUCACCAAAAUGCUUUCACAAUGCCCCCUUUCUGGACAUUUUGCAC
This is a messenger RNA of Cyclopterus lumpus (lumpfish), 3406 nucleotides long. Its product is annotated as kalirin-like. The coding region runs from base 442 to 1530 and encodes 362 amino acids. Gene Ontology annotation, biological process: protein phosphorylation. The record is from RefSeq and is a predicted model, not a curated record. The transcript has 10 exons. Lineage: Eukaryota; Metazoa; Chordata; Actinopteri; Perciformes; Cyclopteridae. Gene Ontology annotation, molecular function: protein binding; protein kinase activity; ATP binding.